AGGUGUUGCGCGCGUGUUGAAGGCGGUCAAUGCGUACAGAGCUCAUGCUGGCAGUGGGCAUGAAGGAGACGUGCGGAAAUUUUUUGGAGAAGCAGCUGGAAAGGCACUACGGAAUUUCUUCUCCCAUUAGUUUGGCACCACCAAGGGAAAUAGAUUAUAUCUAUACACAGAAAUUGAUUGAAGCCCUGAAGCCUUUUGGUGUAUUUGAAGAGGAAGAAGAGCUGAAUUGCAGGUUAGCUGUUCUUGACAAACUAAAUAACUUGGUUAAAGACUGGAUUGCAGAAGUUGUUGAAAAUAAGAAUUUGCCAUCUUCAAUCUCAUCCAGAGUUGGUGGCAAAAUAUUCACAUUUGGUUCCUAUCGUCUUGGAGUCCACACCAAAGGUGCUGACAUAGAUGCACUCUGUGUAGCCCCUAGACACAUAGAAAGAUCAGAUUUCUUCCAGUCGUUUUUUGAAAAGUUAAAGCUCCAAAAUGGCAUCAGAAAUCUGAGAGCAGUAGAAGAUGCAUAUGUACCAGUAAUCAAAUUUGAAUUUGAUGGUAUUGAGAUUGAUCUUGUCUUUGCAAGACUACCUCUGCCAAGCCUUUCAGAUAGCCUGGACCUUAGGGAUGAUGCACAUUUGAGAAGCCUUGAUAUCAGAUGCAUUCGGAGUUUAAAUGGUUGCAGAGUCACUGAUGAAAUACUUCAUUUGGUACCAAACAAGGAGAACUUCAGGCUGACACUCAGAGCAAUUAAACUGUGGGCUAAGCGGCGUGGAAUUUAUUCCAACAUGCUGGGAUUCCUUGGUGGUGUUUCUUGGGCCAUGCUGGUGGCAAGGACCUGUCAGCUGUACCCAAACGCUUUGGCAUCAACACUUGUUCACAGAUUCUUCUUAAUUUUUUCAAAGUGGGAAUGGCCCAAUCCUGUCUUGCUGAAACAACCUGAAGAAAGCAAUCUUAACUUGCCUGUCUGGGACCCGAGGGUAAAUCCAGCUGACCGGUAUCAUCUGAUGCCCAUUAUCACUCCAGCCUAUCCACAGCAGAACUCCACAUAUAAUGUGUCCACAUCAACCCGAGCAAUCAUGGUGGAAGAAUUCAAAUAUGGUCUCAUGGUUACAGAUGAAAUUCUUCAAGGAAAAUCGGAUUGGUCAAAGCUGCUUGAGCCACCCAACUUUUUUCAAAAGUAUAAACACUAUAUUGUAUUGACUGCUGUUUCUUCAACUGAAGAACAUCAUUUGGAAUGGAUUGGCUUGGUGGAGUCUAAAAUCCGUGUGCUUGUUGGACACUUGGAGAGAAAUGAAUUUAUUACUCUUGCCCAUGUAAAUCCUCAAUCCUUCAGUGGAAACAGGGAUCAGUACAAAGAAAGUGAUUAUGUGUCAAUGUGGUUUCUGGGAAUAAUUUUCAAGAAACUGGAGAAUGCAGAGAGUGUAAGCAUUGACUUAACCUAUGAUAUCCAGUCAUUCACAGAUACAGUUUAUAGGCAGGCAAACAAUAUCAACAUGUUGAAAGAAGGCAUGAAGAUUGAAGCUACUCAUGUGAGGAAGAAACAACUCCACUUUUAUUUGCCAGCAGAUGUCUUACAGAAGAGGAAAAAGAGCGUGCCUGAUCUUGGUGGACAUGCUUGUGGGGUCAUGUUGAAAAAGACAAUGGAAAAUAAUAGUGGUUUGGACACUUACAGCAGUGCAGAAGUUACCACACAGUGCAAUACUGUUCCCUCAUUCAACAACAUGGUGGAAUAUUGCAGUAAAUCUUUUUCAAAAGGGAUAGAAAGUGCUGCUUUCCACAGAUCUGAUGUCCUUCAAAAAUCUACCAUAUUUGAAAGGCAAGAGAAACCAUGGACCAUCAGUCAGUCAGCCAUGUCUGUGACAGACUUGAAUCUUACAGCUUCAGCAGACACAACUCUGCCUUUAAGUUCCGGUAAUGUCUCCAUGGCCAUAGAGCAAAAUAUAAUUCCUCCAACUAUCACCCUGGCUUCUACUCAUUCCUGGGAACACCUAGAUGGCAUAAGUUCUAUUAAAAAUAACUCUGCACAUAAGAGAGAUCACUCACCAAUCUCUGAAGAUUGUUUUAAGCGUCUGAAAGAUGUAGACAAGCACAGCCUUAAAGACACCCUGACUCUUCCAACCUUCGAUACACAAAGAUCACAGAGGCUUUCUAGUAAAGAAUUGCCAGAUUCAUCUUCUCCAAUUCCAGCAAGUGGUAUGGUUCGUGUUGUUAAAAACUCCAUCAGACUAACUCUUAAUCGAUAGCAGUGCCUUACCAGGUAAUAGUAAAUACAUUGUAUUUUAAUUACUAUUGCUUACUUCUUUAUUUCAGUUGUUACCCUUACGCUCAAGCUUCUCUUUUGAACUUUGACAUGCCUACAAUCACUUAUAAACUUUUUUUAACUCACAGAAAAGAUUCCCUGAUCCACUCCAGCUUUCUAUCAGAACAAUUAUCUAGUACUAGAAUUAGUUCCCCUUUUUGUCUUGUAGGGCUCAUUUGAUUUUUUUCCAACUCAUCUACAAAGAUUGAUGUGGUUGGGUGAGAAAGAAGAAAUUUUAUCCUGUAUGCAAAAUUCCAGCUACACUGUGCUGUACUGAGUGGAAUCCUGAUUAUAAUUGAAAUGUUUAUAGAUACCCAGCACAGUUGUUACAGUAUGGAACAUAAUUUCUUUAAAUCAGAUGUCUCAAUAUUCACCAAAUGUGUAGAGACAAUAAUUCCCAAAAUUUCUAAACGGUGUCCUGGAAGGCACUAAAUAAGGAAAUGAGAUUGUAGCAACAAUGAUCAACAAAUGUAUUCUUGUCCUCUUUUUUGCACAUAAAUCUAACAAUAUGCAAACCUUAUAAUUUAAAAGAAAAUAAUACGUUUCUGUUUAAAAUGCAUAAUUUUGAAAUAUUGACUCAAAAGAAAAAAAGAUUUUCAUUAACGGUACUAUAAGAUAUUCUUGUGUUAAAAGGCAUCCUAAGGUUGCUGUAUCCAUACUAUUGGAAUAGAAAGCAACACGCAAAGAAUGAAGACAGAGACUGCAUCUAAAGGGUACAGCCUAUGAUUUGCAUAUCGGUCUGUGUCAGCUCAUAUCAGAGCUGGGAAACUCAUCCGCCCAACUUCCUGGAUAACUGAUCCAAGCUGGUGUUAAGGCAGUGCUAAGUGGACCAAUAUUGGCAUUAUGCAUUGUAUCCAUCCUUGUUUAAAAUGGCUUAAUCUUCUGUAGAUUUGUCUCUGCAGGUGAUACACUGUCAUAAUUGUUGUAAAAAUUUCAAACUACUAUUCUUCCAAAAUGUGUGGUAUGUGGGUAUUCUUAUAGUGUAAGGUUUAUUCCCUUGGAUUGGACCUUUAUUUUCACUGUGCAAAUGCAUAGCUUUAUUUAAAGUCUUGUAUUCUUCUUUCAGCAGAAAUGUCUUUGUUAUGAAAAACCAAAAAAAAAAAAAUUCUCCCCUUUAUUUUUCUUAAAGGGGUUGGCAUGCAGAGUACUUUGCCCUGGUGUAUUUCUAUUGUUAUCAAUGUUAUUAUAGUACAGGGGUGCAGGUAGUCUGAAGCUCUCUCUUAAAUAUAUUCUUAACACUGUUGUUUUAACCCAAAAAUCCACAUCCAGUCUGGUGGUAUGCAAUGCUGGCUGGUGAUCUGCAUAGCAGGUUGCCAUAGGGGUUCUUGUAAAGUGGAAUAAUGCACAGGAGUACGUGUGUAUAUAUUGGAGGUGCUUCUCCUUUAAAAAAUACAAUCCAUUUGGGAUAUACAUAGAUGUCCGCAAAAAAGCUGCGUCCCCUGGAGACUCACAAAAGGAAAACUAGAGCACAAUUUCAGUCAUUGUUCAGUUGCAUUAAAGCCCUAAAAUAGUGAGAUAUAAAUUUAACUUUGAUGCUUCUCUCUACACAUCCAACACUUCAAUUUCAAACCAAUAGGAAUGAAAUAUACUUCAGUGUUUAGCUGGAUUGCAUGCUAAUCUAUAAAUAAAAAUGUAAAGAGCCUCAUAUCUUCAACAAUACUGGAAUGCAAGCAAAGUAGUUUAUUACUUGAAUUUCAGAAUUGUUAAAGGGCCUUGUAAAACCAUAACUCAAAAUCGAAUCCAUUUUCUCUUUCAUGUUGAAAGUUCGGAAAAUUAUUUUGCCUAUUUUGGCCCACCUUGUGAAUGAGUGCUCUUUAAUCUUCUGUGAACUGGGAUUAGUAAUGUUGGGGAAGAAUCAUGAGUUUUACCCAAGUUUGAAUUCUGUAGUUUUCUGAACAACUUCACUAGAAUCAAUGUCACCCCCUAGAAGAUCACUUGACUCUUCCAGACCCAUAUUUCCUUCAGAGCCUAUGACCUGAUGUGCCAGAAGUAAAUACUAUUUUCAAAUCUUAAAUUUUGUAUUAUCUGCUUUUGUAAAAAAUUAUAAUCGAAACAAAAAAGUGUAUGCAGAGUAUUUUUGUAUGUACUGUAAAAAAUAUUUUUCAAAAAAAAUGUAAAUCCUAGUCUCAUCUGCUUUAUUUAUGGAAUACUUA
This is a messenger RNA of Crotalus tigris (Tiger rattlesnake), 4434 nucleotides long. It is a transcript of the gene PAPOLG, whose product is annotated as poly(A) polymerase gamma. The record is from RefSeq and is a predicted model, not a curated record. NCBI's taxonomy places the organism in Eukaryota, Metazoa, Chordata, Lepidosauria, Squamata, Viperidae. The coding region runs from base 30 to 2225 and encodes 731 amino acids. Gene Ontology annotation, molecular function: RNA binding; poly(A) RNA polymerase activity. Gene Ontology annotation, cellular component: nucleus. The transcript is spliced from 21 exons.